AUUUUUCCCGCCCCAACAAAUUUAAAACUUUUGUAUUUCUCCCCCUAUUUUUCCCAGUCCCGGUGUUUUCUCUGUACUCUUUCAAACCCUAAAGAUACCAUAUUUCAUCUGUGUUCAACCCUCUUAAAAAUUCGAAUCGAUUUAACAUGUUGCAAAUAUAAAUACGUCAUAACAUAUUUUCUCUAAUUUUCGGCAUAAAUUCAUUUUUUCAAAUCAAAGGUCAGUACUCUGAUUCAGUUAUCUUAUUUGUUGUAUCAUUGAUUUCUAGUUAGGGUUUCAAAAUCAAAUCAAUUUUCAGAACCGAGUAGUAGUCAUUUAUUAGAUACCAAUAAUGGGUGAAAAUAAUUCUGGGAUAUUAUAUAAGAAGGAAACUCGUAAAGCACUUGGAGAUAUGACAAAUCAAAUUGGGAAAAGAAAAUUUCAAUCAAUUUCUAAGAGUAGUAUUAACAUUACUCUCGGUACUGAUAUAGAAUAUGACACUAAUUUUCUGAAGCAAGUUGCUAUAGCGGUUGAAAUUUUUGAAAAAGAAAAUAAAAUUCAAAAAUUCCCUAAAUUAAGUAAUGAAAUUAAGUUAUCUCCAUCAAAAGGGGGUGAAAAGUAUCAUUUACUUAACCCUUCAAUUGAUUCUCGAAAAGAUUUACACAAUGCCAGGAAAGAUAUGAAGGAAAAUUCUAAUUCUGUGCUGGAUAGAAUAAAUUUGUGUGUUGGUAAUGAGGGUGGUGAAAAAUUGAAAGAAAGUGGUGUUUCGGGGGUGAAAAUCGGUGAGAGGCUGAAAUGUAUCGAAAUGGUAUGUGUUGAUGGUGAAGAAGCAGUUGUAGUUUCUGAUGUUGCUGAAAAUGAGGGUAGUUAUGAUGUGUUGGGUACUCAAAUUGUGAGCGACAGUGUUGGGAAUCAAAGUGUUGAUUGCUUGGCUAAUAGUAAAUGUGAUAUGAAUUUGAAUUUGAAUUCGAAAUUGGUCGAGUCUCAGGAGAUGCAAGGGUUCGGAUUAGAGAGAUGCAAGUUGUUGAAAAGGGAUGUUGAAUGUAUCGAUUCAAACCCAAUUAAAGAUUGUUCAUGCUCGUUUUGUUCUAAAGCUGCAUUUAUUUGGUCUGAUCUGCAUUAUCAGGAUGUGAAAGGCCGGGUUGCAGCAUUGACAAAGAGCCAAAAGGAAGCGAGCAAUCUGUCUCAGGAGUAUGCCGUGGAAAAUGUAAAGGGAGGACAUUCCUCAGGGAACUUCAGUACUGCUGCACAGUUGGAAAUUGAUCUCAGCCAUAAGUGGAGUUCCCUUUUUCUUCACAUGGUUGAUACAUAUAGAACUGAAGGCAGCCAACUACAAAACAAUUUCCUUGCUUUGAAGGAAAUAAGAGGUGACUACAAGAUGAAUUAAGAGCUGAAUGGAAUGCCAUUUGAUGUGGUACAAUGUUCCUCUGAUGCUUCUGAAUUAUGAUCAGAUCACAAGCUAGGAAGUUUGAUCUGUGCAGGUGUGGCCUUUCCCUUCUCCAAAUCUCAGUUUAGGACUGUUUUACAGCUUAAAUCACAUCCUUGUGCUAUUAUCAUCAAUAUAUCAGUAGUAUCUGUAUCAAUGUAAUUAUACAAAGAGACUUUUGCGAGUGACCAUUUGCAAAAGUUGUUUUGGGGAGUUCAAUGCGAUGCAAUGUGAUUUUUCAUGAACCAUCUUGUUACCCACAUGCUCAGCUGUUAAGGUUCUCAAUGUUUUGGAUGUGUUAUGAAUUGGG
Molecule: messenger RNA, 1715 nt
Organism: Amaranthus tricolor (Joseph's coat)
Lineage: Eukaryota; Viridiplantae; Streptophyta; Magnoliopsida; Caryophyllales; Amaranthaceae
Exons: 4
Coding region: 332-1366 (344 amino acids)
Source: RefSeq, a predicted model, not a curated record